Molecule: messenger RNA, 1732 nt
Organism: Selaginella moellendorffii
Lineage: Eukaryota; Viridiplantae; Streptophyta; Lycopodiopsida; Selaginellales; Selaginellaceae
Product: phospho-N-acetylmuramoyl-pentapeptide-transferase homolog
Exons: 9
Coding region: 6-1358 (450 amino acids)
Biological process (GO): cell wall organization; cell wall macromolecule biosynthetic process
Cellular component (GO): membrane
Molecular function (GO): phospho-N-acetylmuramoyl-pentapeptide-transferase activity
Source: RefSeq, a predicted model, not a curated record
GAAGAAUGAAGACAUUGGCACUGCCUUGUGGUGCCAUGGUGCCACUUUGUCUCGUCCAGAGAGUGAGCGCUUCAGCUGUGGUUUAUCCGGUUGGGAGCUUGCACAAGACAGUGCCAAGACGUUCUGCGUGCUGCAAAGUUGUAUCCACAAAAGCAGCAGCAUUUGACGAUGUUUUCGGUUUUUCUGCGAAAGAAGAAGAAUCUGGGAUAGAAAAUGCGGGUGGUGCCAAUGCAGCUCGUGCGAAGAGGAGUAACUGGAGGCAAGGAGGUCUUGUUAUCACUUUGAUUCUUUCCUCGGUUGUGUUCAUAGCAUUUAUUUUCGUCGAUUCUUUGCUAUGGAGAGCUGUCCGACGUCCCAGUGCUACGUUUCUUCUCACAGCUCCAUUUGUUUGCUCGCUAGUCGCAACUGGCUGCCUCGGAUCAUACUGCGUGCCGCUGCUUGCAAAGCUCAAGGCCCAGCAGAUAUUUCGAGUAGAGGGCCCGGCUUCGCAUCUUUCAAAGGCUGGAACACCAACAAUGGGUGGCCUGUUCUUUAUUCCGGUGGGAGUCGGAGUUGCGAGAGCUGUAACCAGAUUUUCGUCCACAGAAGUAGCCGGAGUAGCAGCAGCGACCCUGGUUUUUGCAGCUAUUGGCCUCCUAGACGAUUUUCUGUCGCUGGCGAAGAAGCAUAACUAUGGAGUUCCAGGACCGAUCAAGUUUCUUCUCGAGGUGGUCAGUGGCGUGUGUUUUUUCUUCUGGCUGGAUUCAGCGGGCUUGCCUUCUCCAUACAAAGUGAAGAAUCUGGUGCCUUUGCCACCUCCAGUAGGCUUGUGGAAUAUUGGCAAGUGGUAUCUUCCACUCACUGCCUUUUGCUUCGCAGCAAUGGCCAACGGUGUCAACCUCACAGACGGUCUGGAUGGUCUUGCUGGCGGAACUGCUGCUCUGGCUUUUGCGGGAAUGGCCGUGGCUGUUCUUCCCAUAUAUCCUGCUCUGGGAGUUUUCGGAGCAUCCAUGGCCGGUGCUUGCGUGGGAUUCUUACUACAUAACCGGCACAAAGCGUCCGUGUUUAUGGGAGACACCGGCUCCCUCGCUCUUGGGGCGGCUCUUGCAGCGAUGGCCUCAUGCACGGGCUUGUUUCUUCCUCUCUUCAUCGCGUCGGGCGUGUUUGUCAUCGAAACAGUCUCAGUCAUGGCUCAGGUUGCUUACUUCAGGUAUACGAAGAGAGUUCACGGAACUGGACGCCGUUUGCUGCGAAUGGCACCCUUCCAUCACCAUUUGGAGCACCUGGGGAUGAAAGAGUUACACAUCGUCGCUGGAGCAUACCUCGUUUCAGCUCUUCUAGUCACAUUCGCUGCUCACGUCGGCCUUAUUUCGGCUUGAAGAGAGAUUACAUAUAUCUUCUGGAUCUGAAGAUGCAUUGACGAAGAGGGGACCGGAGACAAAGAAUGAAAAAAUGCUCCUAGGCAACUGUGAGUGAGGUUCUUUCUUUUCCUCUUUUCCUUUUCACGCUGUGGUCGAGGCCACUGGGACUUUCUGGUCUUCCCCCGGCUGCAUAAUGACGAAGUUCACAGUCGAGGGAGAUCCGCCAACAACAGGUGAUUGAUGGGAGGCGUGAUCCGGUUUGUGUCUCUUCGCUCCAGAUUGCUCCAGAUUGCUGGGGACAUGAGGAGCAGCUUCAAAUGCCGGGCUGUGAUCCGGUGCUCCUCGUCGCGUCUUGGCCAGGAGCACCGUCUCAGCUCGGAGCUGCUUGCAAA